Messenger RNA from Anthonomus grandis grandis, 3162 nucleotides. Its product is annotated as cullin-3. The transcript has 12 exons. The record is from RefSeq and is a predicted model, not a curated record. Gene Ontology annotation, molecular function: ubiquitin protein ligase binding. Gene Ontology annotation, cellular component: Cul3-RING ubiquitin ligase complex. Gene Ontology annotation, biological process: protein ubiquitination; ubiquitin-dependent protein catabolic process. Lineage: Eukaryota; Metazoa; Arthropoda; Insecta; Coleoptera; Curculionidae. Bases 408 to 2723 code for a protein of 771 amino acids.
AACACAACAGAGUCAAAUGUUUUUCACUUUUAAGGAAAAAAUAAUAAAUAAUUUUUCCGUGUAUUUUGUCUAGUUUAUAGUAAAACCAUAUUUCCUAUGGUAAGUCACGUUCGUGAUGAAGUUAAUAAUCUGGUAGUCAGUACAAAUUUUACCAUUUUUUAUGUGAAAAUUACGUGAAAGUUGAGCAAAGGGAAACGUCACUUCUGUCAGGAAAAAUGUCCGUCAGUGUUAAAAAACAAGAGAUUCAUUAAUGAACACUUACUAAGGAUUUUUAGUCUUUUGUGCUCUAAAAUGAAUUGUUACAAUAAGAUUUUAAUGUAAACUGGAUGUUAGUGUAAAUAAUGAUCAAGUAAAGAUAAGUACUACUAAUAAUAUUGGUGUUCAAAAUACAUAAUAAAGUAGGAACUAUGUCAACUAUGAAGAGUGGAGCUUUAGCCAAAAAGGAAGGCAAAAUGAGGAUCAGAGCUUUUCCUAUGACUAUGGAUGAGAAGUAUGUGGAAAGCAUAUGGGCUCUGUUAAAAAAUGCCAUACAAGAAAUACAAAAGAAAAAUAAUUCAGGCCUUAGCUUUGAAGAGCUAUACCGCAAUGCAUACACCAUGGUACUACAUAAACAUGGUGAAAGGCUAUACACAGGACUCAAAGAAGUUGUUACUCAUCAUUUAGAAUUUAAGGUUAGAGAGGAUGUUCUAAAGUCCCUCCACAAUAACUUUUUAAUGACAUUAAACCAGGCUUGGAACGAUCAUCAGACUUCCAUGGUGAUGAUCCGUGAUAUACUUAUGUAUAUGGAUAGAGUUUACGUCCAGCAAAAUGACGUUGAUAACGUUUAUAAUUUAGGAUUAAUUAUAUUCAGAGACCAAGUUGUUCGGCACGGGUGUAUUCGCGACCAUUUAAGAGAGACUUUGCUGGAUAUGGUGAUGAAAGAGAGACGAGGUGAGAAAGUGGACCGUAUAUCAAUAAAAAACGCCUGUCAAAUGUUAAUGGUAUUGGGAAUAAACUCUAGGACUGUCUAUGAAGAGGAUUUUGAACGGCCGUUUUUGCAACAAUCGGCAGAGUUCUAUAAGGUUGAAAGCCAAAAAUUUUUAGCCGAGAACAGCGCUUCUGUGUACAUAAAAAAAGUAGAGGCUAGGAUCAAUGAGGAAUCUGAUAGAGCAAAACAUUAUUUGGAUGAAUCAACUGAACCUAGAAUUGUGGAGGUUGUGGAAGAGGAGCUUAUUAAGAAACAUAUGAAAACCAUCAUUGAGAUGGAAAACUCAGGUGUGGUGCACAUGUUGAAGCAUCAAAAACCAGACGAUUUAGCGUGUAUGUAUAAUAUAUUCGGACGAGUUAAUGAUGGACUAAAAACGAUGGCGGACUGCGUCAGUCACUACUUACGAGAACAAGGAAAAGCACUGGUACAAGAGGAGGAACAUCAGCCCGGUACAAACGCGAUUACCUUUGUACAGUCCUUGUUAGAUUUGAAGGACGGUUUUGAUCACUUUCUUAACAAUUCGUUUAACAAGGACAAGAUAUUUAAGCAGAUGAUUGCCUCCGAUUUUGAACAUUUCCUGAAUUUGAAUCCUAAGUCUCCCGAGUAUUUGUCCCUCUUCAUCGAUGACAAAUUGAAAAAAGGAGUUAAGGGGAUGUCUGAGCAAGAUAUUGAGCUGGUGCUUGAUAAGUCGAUGGUGCUAUUUAGAUUUUUGCAGGAAAAGGACGUGUUUGAACGGUAUUACAAGCAACAUCUGGCUAAACGUUUGCUUUUGAACAAAUCAGUGAGCGACGACUGGGAAAAAAAUAUGAUUUCCAAGCUGAAGACGGAAUGUGGGUGUCAGUUUACGUCGAAAUUAGAGGGAAUGUUUAAGGAUAUGACCGUGUCCAAUAGUAUCAUGGAGGAAUUUAAAGAGCACGUGACUAAAACGGAUGCCAAUUUGGGAGGAGUGGAUUUGUUCAUGAGAGUGUUAACAACUGGAUUCUGGCCGACGCAAAGUGCCACACCGAAGUGUCACAUACCUGCCGCACCACUAUCAGCUUUCGAAUGUUUCCGAAGGUUUUAUCUGGCAAAACAUAGCGGCCGUCAGUUGACUUUGCAGCCUCAACUAGGUAAUGCAGAUCUCAAUGCUGUUUUCUACGGUGCAAGGAAAGAGGAAGCGGAGGGAGCAUGCUCCUCUUCAACAAGUUUGGGAGGCAGCACGAGGUCCGGCGCACGUAAACACAUCAUUCAAGUAUCCACUUAUCAGAUGGUAGUCCUAAUGUUAUUUAAUAAUCACGAAAAAUUGACGUACGAGGAAAUUUUAAAUGAAUCUGAUAUUCCGGAAAGAGAUCUCAUCAGGGCUUUACAAUCGUUGGCGAUGGGUAAAGCAACGCAACGUAUCUUGAUUAAGACCCCCAGGACGAAAGAAAUUGAAUCAUCUCACGAGUUCCAUGUGAACGAUUCGUUUACGUCGAAGUUACACCGGGUCAAAAUUCAGACUGUCGCAGCUAAAGGAGAAAGCGAACCUGAAAGACGAGAAACGCGUAGCAAGGUUGAUGAAGAUAGAAAACACGAAAUAGAAGCUGCCAUAGUAAGAAUCAUGAAAUCCCGAAAAAGGAUGGCACACAAUAAUCUGGUGACCGAAGUAACCGAGCAGUUGCGCAGCAGAUUCCUCCCGUCACCGGUUAUAAUAAAAAAACGUAUCGAAGGACUGAUAGAACGCGAAUAUUUGGCGCGGACGCCCGAGGAUCGCAAAAUCUACACGUAUGUCGCUUAAACAUGAUUCGACGCGUCUGUUCGUGCAAUUUUUCUCUUCGUGUCACGUCGUGAUAGUGUAUAUGAAAAAAAAGUUUAAAAACCGGAUUGUCUCCUUGCAGUGACUGUGUAAAUUUAGUGACUUUGUUGUAUAAAUUCGAGCCGACAUAAAACAGUUUUGGAAAUGUAUAAGGAACCAACUUUGAUCCGUUGCCUUAAUUAUGUAAUAUGUGUUGUUCAGACAAUUUGGGAUCUGUUUCAUGAUGAUGAAAGACAAUUAUUUAUUAAUUUACUCUUGUAAAAUAGAUUGUAGAGUUUCAAAUCAAAAACGAGGCCACCUUAAGUUUGCAAAAUAAGUUUAAUAGAACUGAUAUGCCUAUUGAUUUGUGGUUUUUAUAUAGGAGGUUAUAAGAGAGUAAAAUUAUAAAGAGUAUGUGGUUAAUAAAGUGCUUUUCAUUGAA